Messenger RNA from Arvicola amphibius (Eurasian water vole), 861 nucleotides. It is a transcript of the gene Tmem158, whose product is annotated as transmembrane protein 158. Bases 1 to 861 code for a protein of 286 amino acids. The record is from RefSeq and is a predicted model, not a curated record. Gene Ontology annotation, molecular function: peptide binding. The transcript has a single exon. Lineage: Eukaryota; Metazoa; Chordata; Mammalia; Rodentia; Cricetidae.
AUGCUGCCCCUGCUCGCCGCGCUGCUGGCCGCCGCCUGCCCGCUGCCGCCGGCGCACGGCGGGGCCACGGGUGCGCCCGGCCUUUCCGGGACGCCCCCGAACGCCUCGGCCAACGCAUCCUUCACCGGCGAGCCCGCCGCCCCGCGCCUGCUGGCCUCGGCGGCGCCCGCGCCCCCCGAGCGCGCGGGCCCAGAGGAGGCUCCGGCGGCUCCCUGCAACAUCAGCGUGCAACGGCAGAUGCUGAGCUCGCUGCUCGUGCGCUGGGGCCGCCCUCGGGGCUUGCAGUGCGACCUGCUGCUCUUCUCUACUAACGCGCACGGCCGCGCCUUCUUCGCCGCCGCCUUCCAUCGCGUCGGGCCACCGCUGCUCAUCGAGCAUCUGGGGCUGGCGGCCGGCGGCGCGCAGCAGGACCUGCGCUUGUGCGUGGGCUGCGGCUGGGUGCGUGGCCGCCUGCGGGCCCCAGCCGGGGCUCCCACAGCGCUGCCGGCCUACCCCGCGGCUGAACCCGGGCCGCUGUGGCUGCAGGGCGAGCCUCGUCACUUCUGCUGCCUGGACUUCAGCCUGGAGGAGCUGCAGGGCGAACCGGGCUGGCGGCUGAACCGCAAGCCCAUCGAGUCGACGCUGGUGGCCUGCUUCAUGACCCUGGUCAUCGUGGUGUGGAGCGUGGCCGCCCUCAUCUGGCCGGUGCCCAUCAUUGCCGGCUUCCUGCCCAACGGCAUGGAGCAGCGCCGGACCACCGCCGGCGCCCCCGCGGCCGCUCCCGCCGCCGUACCGGCAGGGACCUCCACCGCCGCCGCCGCCGCUGCUGCUGCUGCAGCCGCCGCCGCCGCGGCCGUCACCUCGGGGGUGGCCCCCAAGUGA